GCAGCGGCCGGGUCCGAGCGGUUCCGCCACCUGCGGCCCGGGCCGCCCUCUUGGGCGUUGCUGACUUUGAUUUGCGGCCAGUUCCGCCCUCUUGGGAGCGGUGGUUGUCGCUGGCUAUCACACACACAGAGACAGAGUCCCAUCACAGCCCCGCAGAGCUCGACCGAGCCCCGUCCGGCACCGCCCCGUCCCGCCCGCUGUCCCCAGUCCGAGGUCUCUCGUGAGUUUCUUGCCAGUGUAAUGCAGAAACAACCUCCCAUCAACACCAUGGUCGUAGUUCGUCUCUUCUCUGCAUACAAAAGCUUCAUUAGUCCCAAGCAUCACCAAGGCCUCCAGAGUCUGUGAGUCAAGGGCAGUUGUGAAAAAAAACCCUGCUCUCUGCUCAUUCAGUUUUCUUUAUGACAAAUACCUCUUUUAUUGAUCACAUUUCCAAUAACUGCAGGCAGCUAAUCUAUGUUCUUGGCAGGAUAUUCCUGUCCAAGUCCAUGACAAUUUCUUUUUGCAGCUGCCUCAUACGUCAGCGUUUGCAGUUCCUGAAUGCAGAGGGGAACAGGACAUCUGUAGCCUUGAGGCCCUGCAGAUGUUGGAUUUUAUGAAGAUCUCAACUCUCUACAGAGGCCAACACGCAAGCCCGGCUCAUUGCAUUCCCGGCAGGAACACGAGGGGGUGCUGCAGGACAGGCUGUCAGCGUGUGGUGCUGUUCCGGCGCUCACCCUCUGCCCCCGUUGUUUCUCCUGAGCGGUUCCCUCAGCUCUGUCAACGAGCGCAGGAACAAUCAGGUCCCACUGCACGGUCGUGCUCCGGCACUGGAAGCUGUGAUGACAUAUUCCUAAAAUCCUGGAAUGUUCCGGGUGGGAAGGGACCUUGAAGCCCAUUCCAUUCGACCCUCUGCCAUGAACAGCGACACCUUCCACUAUCCCAGAUUGCUCCAAGCCCCGUCCAACCUGGCCUUGGACACUCACUUCCAGUCACUCCAGGCUCCUGAGUAUUACUGCAGCCUGUCAGACUAAUUAGUUGUCUCUUGGAAUGCUGUAGGAGAGAAAGGUAAUUGAUAGGGCUGAGGAUCACACAUACACUUCUGGGAGCGACAAACUGUGUUUUUCACCCAAAAAGUGAGAGGUUUUUGUGACACCAAAGCAAAACUCAUCUCCAGUUGCAUGAAGUGAGCUCUUCAGGAAAAAAGACGGGAUGAAUUUAAGACAAAAAAUAACGUGGAGAAUCAGCAAGUGCCAGCGGUCAGGAGUUGAAAGGGCGAGAACUCAUGCGAGCAGGACCAGGAGUAUGAGACUUUCGGAUGAGACUAAUUGCGAGCGCAUUAAUUUUAAAAUUACUCAUUUUUCCCCGCCGGCUGGCGCUGGUGAGGCGGGAACUACACCUCCCGAGAUCCUCUGGGGCGACGCAGGACGGAGCCAAACAGACAGGGCGGGGCGAGAGGCGUGGCCAAUGAAGAGGCGGGAGAGGCUUGAAUAUUAAGGCAGGGGCAGUACUUGGACGUUUUGCUGGCGGGAGGUGCUGUGUCGGGUUGGGCGGCUCGUGCGGCCGGGAGCUGUGUGUGCGUCGUCCUCGAAGCACUGUGAGCUCUGGCUUGGAAGUGCCCCACCCAGUGCCCAGCUUCACCCCCUAUGUGGACGAGUCAGCUCAGCCACAAAUGAUAUGUAGGUCUGCUUCCCCCACUGGCUGCUGUUCUAUUUUUCUCUAUAUUUGGUGAAUCCUCUACUUUGACAAAUCAGAAUACAAGAUCGUGCCCAUCAGAAAAGUGCCCGUCAGCCUCUUGCUGUUCGUAAUCCUGUGGAUUGUCUGAGUGCCAAGGAAAGCGCAGCAGCAGCAGGAGCCUGUGUAAGGAAACACUUGAGCCCAUGGGAGAUUUCCUGCCCAGGAGGCACCAAGGCAGCCUUUGCUGCUGUCAGACUGAGUCAGCUUGGCUGGACUGGCAUCACAGGAUGAGCUGAAUGGAAUUGAGCGUUUGAGUGAGGAUGCAAUUGUGACAGGCUCCUACAAGAACAAGACCCUUUGUGCCAACCCAGAGGACACGUGUGACUUUAACAGGGCUGCCCACCUGGCCUCAACGCCCUUUCACGGUGUGGUAGCUCAGAGAGUCCCAGCUCCUGCUUUCUCUCAGAGUGAACUGAAGGAAGACAGUCCAGAAUCCAAGAGUGCAGCUCUGAAUCAGGAGACACCAGUGGGUGAAGAGGUAUACACUGAAGCGUGGGGAGCUGCAAAGGUUGAGACUUAAAAUUAAGAAAGUGAGCCACUGGAGGCGAUGGGAUCUCAUGUGUCAACCAAAGAAAAAGCUCAAGUGUCAGCAGAAGAAAAAGCUGUAGUGAAAGCGUGGACCAUUAUGUUGGGCCGUCGAGGGAUAAAAUAUGAUAAGAAAGCUCUGUGUACUUUCUUGCAGUGGUGUAGGAACCAUGGGGUAGAUGUCACCAUAGAAGCUGCAUUUAUUGUUAAAAACUGGGAACGGGCUGGUGAAUUGAUUUUAGAAUCAGCCUCUGGAGGCGAUGAGACUGCUAAAAAUAUUAUGACUACCUGGAGUCUGGUGCUGGAUACUUUGAAACUGCUGAAACUUGAGCAAAAUGCAAAAACAGCCGCUGAGGCACGACAGGCUCCACCUGCCAAGACACCCAGUGAUAGUGGAGCUCAUGAGGGAGCGCCUGGGGGAGGAGGUGCCACAUCGAGUUUUCGGGUGGAAAGGACGGGCAAAAAGCUAGAAGGGAAGCAGCUGUCAUCUGCACCUACCAUCUCUGCAACUCCGCCUGCGCCGUGUGCACCUGCACCCCAGCGUCCUGCACCCCCAGUUACCACAAAGCCAUUGUCUCCUCCUCUUCCUAUGGAUGACCAGAGUGAUGAUAAACUUCUGCCCGUGGCCCCUUCAGUUCUUGAUAGGCCCAGUCACAAGCUGGGCAUGGAAAGAGCAGCCAGGAGCCGAGCGGCGCUUGGUGCUGAGAGUUCCAGCAGGGAGCUGCCAGCAGCUGGAGCGGCGGGACGCCGCAUCCCAUCGUGUCCACAGCCAAAGCCUGAGAGGCCCAAGGAACCCCCUCUAUUAGUAGGUUUGUGGGAUCCUAACAGGGGAGACCCAAAUUGUUGCCCCACAGCUGGCCCUCAGGAGGAUCUUUUCACCAUGCAGCCAGUGUCAGCUACUAUCUCAGGAUAUGACCGGGUUAGAUGUCACUGUGGGAAAUUAAAGGCUCUUGCUAGUGGGGAUCUUGAACUUACUGAACAACUUUCUGUACCAAUGCCUGGGCUGUUCUUGGGUGGCCAAGAGACUGUGAGUGGGACGACUGGGGCUACUAUCGCAGCAUACAAUCCAGUUCGAUUUUGGCAAUUUAUGAAAUUAAUGGCACUUACUAGUGGAGAUUAUGAAGCCGCUGAACGAAUUUCUGUACCUACAUUCCCUAUGUCCUCGGAUGACCAAGGGCUGCAAAACAAUUGGACUGUGUCCUAUCUACAAGUCAUCUUUAAUGUUCUCUCCCAGUUACGCCAGCUAGCCACCCAACAUGGACUGGGGUCUCCGGUUGUAACAAGGAUGUUAAGGCUUCUAGCUGAAUAUGAAAUGACACCCUUUGAUAUCAAGCAAAUAGCAGGGUUGCUCUGUACCCCGAUGGAAUACAUGGUGUUUGAGUCCACCUGGCAGCGAUAUGUGGAAAAGCAAGGGCUGCGUAAUUUAGCAGUGCUGCAGCAAGAUCCAUGCUUUGGGGCAGGGGUCCCUCAACUUCUGGGAUUGCCUUCCAUAAAUAACCCACAGUUGCAAGCGCGCCUAAAUCCUUUGAUAUUGGCACAGGCAAAAGAUUUAGGAAUUCAGGCCCUGAUGGAAGUUGGAAAAAUGGCAUUGGUAACACCAACUCAGAGUUGUGCAAAAAUUAAGCAGGGCCCCAAAGAGCCUUAUAGGCAAUUUAUAGAACGAUUAAAAGAUGCAAUGGAAAAGCAAAUAGCAAAUGAUGAAGCAAAAAAUCUGUUGAUACGGGCAUUGGCACGAAGCAAUGCAAAUGAAGACUGCAAGAAAGCUAUAGACCUAUUACCAAGAAGAAAUCCAUCCUUAGAUGAGAUGAUUGAUGCAUGUGCUGAAGUUGGAACUGUAUCUUAUGAAAUGACUUUGUUAGUUAGUUCUUUGGCAGCUGCUCUGUUACCCAAAUGCUAUGGAUGUGGGCAGCUAGGCCACAUGAAAGCAAAUUGUCCCCGUAGGUACCAGUCAUGGGGGACACACCAGAGACAGAGAGCUAUGCCUUUAGUGGGAAGCUGUUACCGAUGCGGAAAACCCGGUCAUUUUGCCAAGCAAUGCUGGUCUAAAUUCCAUGCUAACGGACAACCUCUUAGUGGGCAGGGAAACAGGAACAAGAGCGCCAAAGGGAAAUGCUUUCAGACAUGAGCACCUUCCCAUACUCCAGUGCAGGCCUAUGCGACCAGCUCACAGGGACAACAAGAGAAUCAGCUGACACAGAUGUUUCUGUUGCUGGCAUUAUAACUUACAGACUCAUUGAAGGUAAAUAAAAUCCCCCUUGAGGCCCAUGGGCCUACUGGAGAAGGAUUAAGUACAUUACUAUUAGGAUGAUCAAGAGCAAUGUUACACGGGUAUUUUGUCCGCCCUGGAGUUAUAGAUACAGACUAUACUGGACAAAUAUGUGCUAUGGUAUCAACACCUGCUCCUCCUGUAUCCAUUCCAGCUAAAAGUCGUAUUGUUCAACUUGUACCUUUUAAGUCUUUUGUUCCUAAAACAGACUCAAAGCUGCAAGAAAACGGAAGCUUUGGCUUGACAGGGGAACCUGAAGUAUACUGGACUCAGGUCGUAUCUGAUCGAAGACCAAACGUGGUUUGUACUCUUACAAUGCCUCAGGCAAAUCCAUCCCACAUCAAGGUCAGUGGGAUGAUAGAUACUGGAGCAGAUGUUAUGAUCAUAUCUGCUAACACAUGGCUUCAGCCAUGGCCCACCAUAGCUGUAGGAUCUGUUGUUGCUGACCUUGGAGGUGCCACACAAAGUUACUUGAGUAGUAAGCCUAAGUUAGUUAAAAAUCUGGAAGAACAGCCAGCCAUGAUCCAUCCCUAUGUUACUGCUGUGCCACUCACCUAUGGGGAAGAGAUGUCUUGUCAGGAUGGGGGGUUUGGCUGGGAACAGUGUUUUAACAGAGGCCACUGUGCUGAAGGGCAUAAGGCAUCCCACACUUGCCUUAAAAUUACUCACUGGAGGACCUGUGUGUGGAUUGAUGGCACCUUGAAAAAGAAAAACUGCAUGCUCUUUAAUUGUUGGUUAAAGAGCAACUAAAUCAAGUACAUAUUGAGCCAUCAACAAGUCCAUGGAACACCCCUGUGUUUGUGAUUAAAAAGAAAUCAGGUAAAUGGAAGUUUACCUGAAGUUUAUCCUGUUUGGAAGGAAGUUUAUCCUGUUUAGUAAUUUUUAUUCCACGACUUAAGAAAAAUUAAUACAGUUAUGGAAAGUACCGGGUCUUUACAGCCUGGAAUGCCAUCCCCUGCUAUUAUAUCUGCUACUUGGGACAUUUUGAUUGUUGAUUUAAAAGACUGUUUCUUUACCAUUCCUUUACAUCCUGAUGAUAUCCUGAAUUUGCAUUUACAGUGCUCUCUGUUAAUCAUGCAGCAAAGAAGGCCUUUUACAGAUUCAGCCAAAAUUGAUGCAAGCACUGCAAGAGUUCAGGUUGCAAAUUGCACCUGAGGAGGUGCAACAACAACCCCCAUGGAAAUACAUAGGAGUUAAAAUGUUAGAUCAGACAAUACAGCCACAAACAAUUCCAUUUUCAACUAAGGUCCAAACAUUAAAUGAUGCACAAAACCUUUUAGGUAUCAUCAACUGGGUAUGACCCUAUUUAGGGUUAACUACCCCACAUUUAUCACCCUUCUUUAAUAUUCUUAAAGGUGACCCUGAGUUAACUUCCCCAAGCGUUGUGGUUUAACAUAGCUUGUUUUUUAGUUAAAAUCUGUUUUGCUCCCCUCCUAAUCCUUAUCUUGCCACAGAAAAUGAGUAAAUAAUUCUGGUGGGUGCACUGGCGUUUGGCCAGCGCUAGACCCACUACAUUAAUUGGUGUGUUGGGCAGAAAACUCAGAUUGGCCAACCAAAACCAUUACACUUAAUAAGUGUUUUUGCCUGGUGACUGAAACCACUGCAUAUUUUGGUGGAGAAUGCAUGCAACUGGUGAAAGCUGUGAGAUAAUGAUUAAUUAGAACUAUAGGGCAAAUCAAGUAUUAAGUCAUAAGUUUAAAUAAAUGAUAGUGGAAAAUUGAUAUUGUAAUUAUAGUAAAAUGUCUAGGGGUGGAGGUUAGUGUAAGAAAUUUUUUCCUUCUGUUUAGUUUAGUAAUUUUUAUUGUUCUAAGUAGAAGUUGUAAUUUUGAUAAUUUUUAAAUGGGUAUUCACAGAGACAAUAGGUGGAGAAUGUUGUGGUUUAACCUAGCUUGGUUUUUAGGUAAAGAGAAAAUCUAUCAGUUAUGGAAGUGGUUCUCUGUAAGGACUGCUAACAGCUUCCUCUGGACCCAACAGAACCAAUCAUCUGGCUAGUUUUGAAUGUUGACACCUUGUUAAACCACUUAAGGAAGCCGAACAUACCCCUGUGUAAUCACAUUUAAAAAUGAGCUAAACCCAGGAAAAGCUCUCUUGUUUCCAGCUUUUGAACAGGUAACUGGACACUGGUCAGGCCAGGCUGCACUUUACCACAUGGCCUGGUAGGGUGGGGCCAGGCCCUGCUCUGCUACUGCGCUGGCCAUACCAUUAAAAUUGAUAAUGGCCCUGUCUGUAUCUCAGAGAAAACUCAUCCAUUCUUGCAGUUCUGGGAUGUGUCCGCAUCUCACUGGCAUUCCUCAUUCCCCAACAGGCCGAGCCAUUGUUGAGCUUGCCCAUGGCACUUUGAAGUGCAUUCUUGAAAAAGGGACAAUGUCUGGUGAAACCCCACAAAGUAGGGCGGCCAAAGCUCUGUAUACAUUGAAUCUCUUUUUGAUAUUGCCAAACUCCCAAAACCCCCUUAUUUUAAUUUUUUUUUUGUCAUUGCAGUCCUAUAGUGAUGUCCAGUUGCCCAAGUCUGAGGUAUGGGUAUGGGACCUCAUUACCAUCAAGUGGGAAGGUCCUUGGGACUUGGUCACUUGGGGGCACGGGUAUGCUUGUGUUUCUACAGAUGCAAGAAUGCAAUGGGUACCUGCCCAGUGUGUGCGCCCUGCUCUAGGCUCUGCUCUGGAUCACAACCAGCAGUGCCUCCCUGAGGGCCCCUCAGGUGUUGUGCAUCUAUGGCACAACCAUAACAACCUUUUCAUACAUGCUUCCUGGGGGUACCCUUGAAUGGCACACAAAGUGUACAAGUAACACAAAAUGUUGUCAAAAUGUGAUGCUCUUCCCAGAACAAUUGUAAUGUUUAAAACUCCUGUAGGGAACUAUGGGAUGUUUGGGAUGACAAUUUACCUGUUGCUUUACAUGAACCCCAAGAGUUAGACAUUUUAGGGACAUUAUCAGCAGAAGGAUGUGUACUUUUUGAUUACACAUUGGAACAUGAUAUGUGGGACAGAACUGGAGCAGAAAAGCAAUAAGUUACCCCCAAUAGUUUCUGGAUUAAAGAGAUUGGCUUGCUUUGUAGCAAAAAGAGUAAAUGAAAUUUGCUUAAUUUUGAGUGCUUUGGCUAUAGAUGUAGAUAUCAUGCAACAUGCUGUUGAUUUUCUUUUGUUAGCUCAUGGACAUAGUUGUGAAGAGUUUGAUGGCAUGUGAUGUUUGGAGGAUUUUCUGGGAUGGAUCACUGGCUGGAAGAGUUAGGUUUAUCAGGCUGGGUGAAGAGCCUCAUCUGAACUGGACUUAACAUUUUUUGUAUCACCAUAAUUAUUUUGUUCAUUGUGCUAUGUUUGUUAUCCUGUCUGCCAAGGGCUGUGAGAGGAUGAUAAAGACCACCUUUGUAGUUGAAAUACAAAAAGGGGGAACUAUGAUGUCUAACAGCUCGCCUACAGGCCUCACAGACACAAGUAACCUUGACCUUGACUUGAUCAGCCUGUACCUGUGAGAAAAGGAAGUCUUUAAGGAAGACUUUUUCUUCUUUAAGGAAGAAAACAAUGAAAAGCUGGAGGACUUAACUGCAAGGAAUGGAUGCUGGCCAAUCUUUGGCGAGCACUUAUGGAGGCAGCUACUGGCCAGUGAGCUGGGUGGCAGCAAGUGACCAGCCAACUGGGAUUGAAUGUGCUGCUUUUGACAACCAUAUAAAUAUGAGCUGUGAACAAUAAAGAUCACUAUUCCUGCUUGAA
This is a messenger RNA of Serinus canaria (Common canary), 8211 nucleotides long. RefSeq lists its product as uncharacterized. NCBI's taxonomy places the organism in Eukaryota, Metazoa, Chordata, Aves, Passeriformes, Fringillidae. Bases 2261 to 4363 code for a protein of 700 amino acids. The record is from RefSeq and is a predicted model, not a curated record. Gene Ontology annotation, biological process: viral process. Gene Ontology annotation, molecular function: nucleic acid binding; zinc ion binding. The transcript is spliced from 5 exons.